Molecule: messenger RNA, 3380 nt
Organism: Beta vulgaris subsp. vulgaris (sugar beet)
Lineage: Eukaryota; Viridiplantae; Streptophyta; Magnoliopsida; Caryophyllales; Amaranthaceae
Exons: 13
Coding region: 228-2960 (910 amino acids)
Molecular function (GO): protein binding
Source: RefSeq, a predicted model, not a curated record
AUAAAGUGGUAGGAAAAUAUAUUUGGCGGGUAAAAUGCCGGUUUUCUCUCUCCUCUAUUCUUCCUCAGUACGAUUCUCUUCUCUCUCCCUCAACUCUCAAGCACACACUGACACAGUUAUAGAAAGUGCACAUACUACCAGUGUGCGUGAAAGAGAAGAACCAGUUUCAAGGUUUUCAGUUUUAGGUCUAUCAUUUUCUCUCUCCUCUCAAAUAUCUUAGGGUUUUAAUGGCGAUUGUUGAAGACAAAAAUCCGGCGAUUCAAGAACCAAUGUACCAAACUCCAAGCCCUAAAAAGGUCGAAGAAGCUCUGAUUGUAUCUCAAGCGAGUUCUUGCCAUCCCAAAGACGAACCUUCGCCGUCGCCGAAGAAACCGUCAACACCUAAAGACGCCAUUGUUGCAGUCGCUUCUAGAGUCGCCGCUCAACCCCUACCUUGCUCCGAUCCCGAGGUUUGGGCUGUCCUCACUGCUAUUUCUAACAAUUCUCGUAAACGUUCGCAGGGAAUCAAUAUUCUAUUGACUGCUGCUGAGCAUUGCAUUGGACGAUUAGUAGAUGAUGUGCGUUUCCAGAUAGACUCAACUGCAGUAAGUCAACGCCAUUGUGCAAUUUCCAGGAAAAGAGUUUCCAAGGAAGAUGUCGAGAAUCCAUCCGGUUUCUGCAAUGGUGCCUUCCUAAAAGAUUCAAGCACUAAUGGGACUUAUCUGAAUUGGGAAAGACUGAAGCGUGGCAGCUCAAAGUUUGAAGCUAAGCUUCGUCAUGGUGAUAUCAUAUCAUUAGCAGCACCUCCUCAACAUGAACAAGCGUUUGCAUUUGUUUAUCGAGAAGUCCAAUCAUCUGAUGGUACUAUAUUGAAGAGAAAAGCAGAUGAAUUUGGUCCUGAAAACAAAAGACUGAAAGGAAUUGGUAUUGGUGCUCCUGAAGGCCCUGUUUCUCUUGAUGACUUUCGAAGCCUUCAGCAUUCAAAUACGGAAUUAAGGAAGCAGUUGGAAAAUCAUGUACUUACAAUUGAAGCAUUGCGUAAUGAAAGCCGUGAAGCUCUUGAGUAUCAUCAAAAUGAAAUGAAAGAGCUGAGAGAGUCGGUUUCAAAGUCUUACAAUGAUCAGUUGAAUGAGUUGAACGAGUCAUUGGAAGUUACAAAAAAGGAAAUGACUGAGAUCAACAAAAGUUCAGCUGAACAGAAGCAUGCUAUUGAAGAUCUUAACGAAAGGCUCUCGGCAGCUUUGCAGUCACGUACUGAUGCAGAUGAAAUAAUGAAAAGCCAGAAGGCAUCAAUAGCCGAACUCAAAACACGGUUAGAUGAAGAACGUGAUCAGAGAAGAGAAGAACGAGAAAAGGCUGCUGCAGAUCUAAAAGCUUCGAUCCAAAGGGUCCAGUCUGAGGCUGAAGAAGAAUUAAAACGAGUUUCAGAUGCUGCUUCAAGUCGAGAAAAAGAACACCAAGAAGUUAUUAGUAAACUUCAGGAAUCAGAAAGAGAGAAUUCAUUGUUGGUGGAGAAUCUUAGAUCAAAAUUGGAGGAAGCUAGACAGAAAUCGGUCUUCUCUGACAACAAAGUCCGCCAGCUUGAGGCUCAAAUAUCAGACGAACAGCAGUCCUCUGCUUUAACAAAAAAACAAGUGGAAGAACUUGAGAUUGAAACAAGAAGGAUGAGAAGAGAGCUUGACAAAGAAAAGCAGGCAGCUCGGGAAGAAGCAUGGGCCAAGGUCUCGGCACUUGAGCUAGAAAUAAAUGCUGCUAUGCGGGAUCUCGAAUUUGAGAGACGAAGGUUAAAAGGUGCUAGAGAAAGAAUCAUGCUGAGGGAAACUCAGUUGCGUGCAUUUUACUCCACAACAGAGGAGAUUAAAGGGUUAUUCACGAAGCAGCAGGAACAGUUAAAGGCAAUGCAGAAAGCUCUAGAAGAUGAGGAGAAUUAUGAUAAUGCUUCUCUUGAUGUUUGCCUUAAUGCAGCAAUGGAAAAUGUUGAUAGAAAUGCUGCAGGAAGGGAAGCUACAGGUUACAGAAGUAAUACUGUUGCUAAGGUGGGUCCCAGCACUUCUGCUAAGACGUUUGAACGAGGCGGAGGGGAUGAGACUUCCAGUGAAGAAGGCACCACAGAGAAGCAUGACUGUAAUAUUAGAAGCCGUGAUGAUGAGAACACUCAAGAAGCUGAAUUCCCCAAUGAUGAGGCCAUGGUCAAGGGUGGAUUUGGUUCUGAAAUUGAUGGUGCUGAAACAGCUCCGAUGUUUGAAGGUGAUGCUGAUGGAACUGAACGAGUUCUCGGAACUGAAAGCCCUGAUAUCAAUGGUGAAGGAAAGAUGGAUGUGAACAAAGCUGGUAAUUUAGCCGGGGACACUAUGCAGCUUGAGGAUGAUUCAAAUGUGCAAGAAACUGAGCAUCAAAUACCACCAUUUAGGAGGUCUGAAGACGGUCUUAAUCAAUCUCAGUUGAGUUGUAGAGAGGAAGCUGUGGAAGCUACUGGCGAUGCAGAACCUGGACGCCUCAUCACAACAGAAGAUCUUUUGGCAUCAGAAGUUGCUGGGAGCUGGGCUUGUGACACGGCACCUUCUGUUUAUGGAGACAAUGAAUCCCCUCGUGAUGAGGAGAGAGAAAAUCAUACGAGUAUGGAUGAUUCUAAUACUCAGGUGUCUGAGUCUCCAAUUACCCCCUCCGGUGCUGUUGCCACCAAAAUGCAUUCAGACCAUGAAAUUCAAGCAUUAAGUAAUAUGAUUGGAAUCAUGGCACCUGAUGUAAAGGAGCAGUUCGGGAGUUUUGCCUGUAAUAGAUCUCAAGAGAAAAAGGCCAUGGUCUCUGACUCAGAUACAGAUGAUGAAUGCAUUGAAGCUAGUAAAAGCAUGGGAGAUGCAGAUGAUGGGUCCGAUUCAGAUGACGAAACACAGGCUAAUGACCAAGCUGACAAGAAUAAGGAGAACGAGGAUGAAAUGGAUGUUGAUGAUGAUCCUACUGAUGAAGACUCCGUGGGUUAACUUAAACAGUCAUAUUUCCCCCCUUUUUUUCUUUUCGUUCGUCUUAAUUUAGUCUAUUGUUAUGCCAGUUAAUGCAAAUUGGCAGGGUUCAGGGAAGUAGUUGUGAAUAUUAUGUAUAAGCUGUAAAUGAUUUAGGGGAAGAGGUGUCUUUAGUUCCACUCUUAAAUGUUUAAGGUUAAAAUGGUUGAAUUUGUUUCUCAAUUUUUAAUUUUUUUUUGAGUCGAGUUAGUUCUUUAAUUUAUCUGAGCAAAAUGUUGGCAUCAAUACCUUAGAUCCGGGUAUUGAUUGUUGUAAUUUAGUUACGAUUAUUACUCUAGUUGACUCGAGUUGAGCGUGUAUUUAUAGGGGAUUGGUAUCAAUUUAAUCGGAAGUAACAGCUUUGAAGUUGCUCUUUGAAGCUGUAGCAUUUGGUUCAUUCAA